Molecule: messenger RNA, 306 nt
Organism: Haemonchus placei
Lineage: Eukaryota; Metazoa; Nematoda; Chromadorea; Rhabditida; Trichostrongylidae
Source: the annotation of a GenBank genome assembly
AUGGACUUGCUUGAAGAGAGAAUUCGUCAAAGAUCAUCGUUGAGAACAAGUAAUUUUGGCGGCCAGCAACAGUCGUGGAAUUACAGAUCCGAGGUUGUUGGAAAACUUGGACUGGACAACAAGCACAAGAACAUUUGGAUUGCUUAUGUUGUGAUAAUAGCGUUUGGAUUUACAGCAUUUGUCUAUGUUAAGUCGAACGUAGUAUUGAGUAGGAAAGAGCAAAUGGAGGAAAGAGAACGGAUGAGACGUGAACUGAAACUGCAUGGAGCCGAUCGUAAGAGAUUAGGUGUUGUUGAUAGCUAUUGA